Molecule: messenger RNA, 1982 nt
Organism: Abrus precatorius (Indian licorice)
Lineage: Eukaryota; Viridiplantae; Streptophyta; Magnoliopsida; Fabales; Fabaceae
Exons: 5
Coding region: 223-1386 (387 amino acids)
Source: RefSeq, a predicted model, not a curated record
CAACUCACUUCUACUACACCACCACCCUCUCUUUCUCUUUUUACUCUCUCUCUCUCUCUCUGUGCUGGGUCCCUACGCCCUGCACACACAGCUGGGUCAUUAUUAAAUCUUCCUCAACCAGCAACUUCGACUUCCUCCUCUUCUUCACCACUCGAGUAACGCCUUCAUAUCCAUAACCCGCUUUCUUUUUUUCUCCUUCAUAGUACUUGCUCUGUACUCGCCAUGGCUGAGGAUGCUGAGUACGACAAAGAGAACAAGGAGAAUGGUGUCAACGCUGAGUUCGACGCUGCGUUUGUCUUCCCUAAUGAGUUCCCCUACGAGUUUGACUCGUUCGGGACUGAACCCGUUGAGUCCGGUUCUACCGGAACUGAAAGCAGCGACGAGGAAGACUUCUUUGCCGGGUUAACUCGCCGUCUGAGCCAUGCCGCGCUCAACGAAACUCGGAAGCAACUUACUGUACCCAUCUGCAACAGUGACAAAACUGAGACCCAGAAGAAAACUCGGGGUUUGGCCGUGUCUCCCCAGUCCACACUCAGUGGCUGGUCAUGUCGGAGCGUCGGGUCCGGCGACGGAAGUCCAAACGGGUCUUCUCGCGUUCCCUCGCCGACGACCACGCCGUUUAACGCUACGAACGAAGCGUGGGAUGUGUUGUACGCAGCUGCGGGGCAAGUCGCAAGGAUGAAGAUGAACGGCGAGGCUUCGUCCAAGUUCGAAUUUAAUAACAGGGGACUAUUGGGUGGUCUUCCUCCACCCAUUGCGGUUGAAAAUGCGUUAUUCUCGAACCAGGGUCUUUCUCAGGUUCGGUAUCAACAUGUGAGACAACAAGAGCAGGUGCUGAGGCAGCAGUGUGGUUCUGUUUGGGGGAGGCAAGUCAAGGGUAACUGCUCAACUCAGCAGCAUCAACCACCUCAGCCUCAGAACAGAGUGCGCGACUUUGGGUAUGAUUAUGAGGGUGUGAAAUGCACGCGUCCUGUGCCUCAUUCUGCAUGGCACCCUCUCCAAGUUAAGCACCAAAAUCAACAGGUUCCGCAUUUCGGAUCCGGGUCUCGACCCGGAUUGCUAGCUGGAUCUGGUGUUAAAAGGGGUUGCGCUGGAACCGGUGUUUUCUUGCCUCGCCAAUAUGGGGCCCCUCCUCCGGAAUCUCGCAAGAAAACAAGCUGUGCUGCACCUGUUUUGGUUCCAGCCAAGGUUAUUCAUGCUCUGAACUUGAACAUUGAUGACAUUAAUGCUGCUACUACCCAACCACGCUUCUCGAGUGGUUUUGGCUUGAACUAUGAUGCGUUGUUAGCCAGAAGGAAUUCACUUCUGCUGCAGCAGAAGUUAUGCAUGCGACUAGAAGAGGCAGCAAACUAUGAAAUUCGCUUGCCUCAGGAAUGGACGUACUAACUCCUUUGAUAAUAGUUCAAACAAGAUUCAAUUGCUUCAAGUUAAACCUCACUGGAGAAAGAAAGUAGUAAAAUUAGUAGGCUUGUGAUAGGGAAGUUGGUUUUUUAGUUUUAAAUUAUAAGGAUGAAAUUCAAGAAUGUGUUUGGCUAGUUUAGUGGCAAUAAAUCAUCUGGUUUUUGUGAGAGAUGCAGCCUUUUUUGUGAUCUGUUGUUAGUUGAAGAAACAGUGAAAGAUAGCAGUUUAGGGGAAGUUAUGAAUUAUAUAUAUUUGUUAUUUGUAAUAAGGUAAGGUGGUCGUUUUCUUCCAUGUUAAAUUAAUGCUAGUGGAAGAAAGUUAAAGGGCUUAUUGUUGGCGAUUGAAGAGGGUUCCAGUCAAGCCAGCAAAAAGUGUUGGAAGAUUGCCCAUAACCCUUAGUAAAAGCUCUUGCUCGCUAUAGAAUAGUAUGUAAUAAGUUAUACUAUAUGUAGUAAAGACAACUUGUGUAAUCCCUCAGGGUCCAUCUUAUUUCUACUGUUCUCUAAUUGAAAGAUUGAUUGCAUAUUAAGCGAAUCUAUGAUUUUCUUGCUAUCCAAGUAAGGGAAAUCUCAAUUAUCAUU